Molecule: messenger RNA, 2310 nt
Organism: Equus quagga
Lineage: Eukaryota; Metazoa; Chordata; Mammalia; Perissodactyla; Equidae
Product: cytochrome P450 4F2-like
Exons: 12
Coding region: 237-1811 (524 amino acids)
Molecular function (GO): iron ion binding; monooxygenase activity; oxidoreductase activity, acting on paired donors, with incorporation or reduction of molecular oxygen
Source: RefSeq, a predicted model, not a curated record
UGUCUCUUUCUUCCUCUUCCUCUGGAUUUCCAUGGACCCCCUCCCCUCUCUGCGCCCUUCUCUGAGCCCUCCCUGCCCUGGCCCCAGCCCUCACCAUUCCUGCCCCUCCCUGUCCUGUCCCUCACACCCUUGGUCCUUGCCCUCUUUGUGAGCUGUCCGUCUCUGCGUCAAGCUCACCAACACCUGGCUUUUCCUGGGCCCCAGGAGCUCGCCCUCCACCCUGUGUGCCCUGCAGGAUGCCGCAGCUGAGCCUGUCCUGGCUGGGACUCGGGCCCGUGGCAGCCUCCCUGUGGCUGCUCCUGCUGCUGGGCGGGGCCUCCUGGCUUCUGGCCCGCGUCCUGGCCUGGACCUCCACCUUCUAUGACAACUGCUGCCGCCUGCGAUGCUUCCCGCAGCCCCCCAAACGGAACUGGUUCUUGGGUCACCUGGGCCUGUUUCCUCCGACAGAGGAGGGCUUGAGAGACGUAACUCAGCUGGUGGCCAACUACCCCCAGGGAUUUGUGACCUGGAUGGGCCCCGUCAUGCCCCUUGUCACUCUCUGCCACCCCGACAUGGUCCGGACCAUCGUCAGCGCCUCAGCUGCCAUUGCACCCAAGGACGUGGUCUUCUACAGAUUCCUGAAGCCCUGGCUGGGGGAUGGGCUCCUGCUGAGUGGCGGUGACAAGUGGAGCAGGCACCGCCGCAUGCUGACACCCGCCUUGCACUUCAACAUCCUGAAGUCCUACGUGAGGAUUUUCAAUGACAGUGUGAACAUCAUGCAUGCCAAGUGGAUGCGUCUGGCCUCGGAGGGCAGUGCCCAUCUGGACAUGUUUGAGCACAUCAGCCUCAUGACCCUCGACAGUCUGCAGAAAUGUGUCUUCAGUUUCGACAGUAACUGCCAGGAGAAGCCUAGUGAAUACAUUUCUGCCGUCUUGGAGCUCAGCGCCCUUGUGACAAAGCGGAACCAGCAGAUCACCCUGCACAUGGACUCCCUGUACCACCUCAUCCCUGACGGAUGGCGCUUCCGUAGGGCCUGCCGCCUGGUGCAUGACUUCACAGAUUCUGUCAUCCAGGAGCGGCGUCGCACCCUCCCUGAUCAGGGUCUUGAUGACCUCCUCAAGGCCAAGGCUAAGGUCAAGACUUUGGACUUCAUCGACGUGCUCCUGCUGGCCAAGGAUGAAGAUGGGAAGGAACUGUCAGAUGAGGACAUCCGAGCUGAAGCUGACACCUUUAUGUUUGCGGGACAUGACACCACAGCCAGCGGCCUCGCCUGGGUCCUGUACAACCUCGUGAGGCACCCGGAGCACCAGGAGCGGUGCCGGCAGGAGGUGCGAGAGCUCCUGAGGGACCGCGAGCCUAAAGAGAUUGAGUGGGAUGACUUGGCUCAGCUGCCCUUCCUGACCAUGUGCAUCAAGGAGAGUCUGCGGUUGCAUCCUCCAGUCACUGUCAUCUCCCGACGUUGCACCCAGGACAUUGUGCUCCCAGAUGGCCGGGUCAUCCCCAAAGGUGUUAUCUGCCUCAUCAGUAUUUUCGGGACCCACCACAGCCCAUCCGUGUGGCCAGACCCUGAGGUCUAUGAUCCCUUUCGCUUUGACCCAGAAAACACCAAGGAGACGUCACCUCUGGCCUUCAUUCCCUUCUCAGCGGGGCCCAGGAACUGCAUCGGGCAGACGUUCGCCAUGACGGAGAUGAAGGUGGUCCUGGCGCUCACGCUGCUGCGCUUCCGCGUCCUGCCGGCCGGGGAGGAGCCGCGCCGGAAGCCGGAGCUGAUUCUGCGCGCCGAGGGCGGACUGUGGCUGCGGGUGGAGCCGCUGAGCGCGGGCCCCCAGUGACCCACGGCCUCCCGACCCGGGAUCCACCCCGACCCCACACCUCACUGUGCAGAUUCCCAGCAAUAAAUCUGUGCUGUCACCUCUGCCCCAGCCUAUCGGGAGCCAGCAGGGGGCGGUGGUGGCUGUGGAGGAUGGGGAGGGGCCAUGGUGGGUGGAGGCGGGGCCAGUGUCUCUGAGUCCGACACCCUGCCUGCCUCUCCCGCUGACCACAGGGCCCCACGCCGCUCGAGAGUUCUUCUAGAAACCAACGAGGGACUGCAUCCUGUGGGCAGUAGGGAGCUGUGGGAGAUGUCUGAGCAGGAGGGGGCCAGGGUGGAGGACGGACGUAAGGGGCACAUUUGAGGCUCUCAGCUGGGGAUGAGAACCUGUGCUCUGAGCACUCUGACUUUGGUUCCAUCUCCUAAUAUACCCAAUCUUUCCUCACCUCAGAACCCUUCGCUAUGUAUCUGUGGUUACUGUGUUACUGUCUUGACUUGAACAUGACAAGCCGGAUGCUUUA